Molecule: messenger RNA, 1317 nt
Organism: Mesorhabditis belari
Lineage: Eukaryota; Metazoa; Nematoda; Chromadorea; Rhabditida; Rhabditidae
Source: the annotation of a GenBank genome assembly
AUGAACAAUUCGACAAACGGCAGCCUGAUAGCUGCAAUUGAAGAGCUUUCUGAGGAAACAGCUUGCUCUUAUGAGCCACAGUUGCUAUUGGAAUGGAAGAUGUGGUUCGUUGGGAUGUUGGGCUGUACAACAGCUCUGGUCUCAAUCAUGCACAACUGCAUUUUAUUCUACACUUUCAACUCAUCAAAAUUGUUGCGAAGACGUAAUCUCACAUAUUUGAAAUGGAUCAGUCUGUGCGACAUCUUCGUCAGUUUAUCAUACAUUGCGAUCAUGUGUGUCCAGGUCUACGCCGACUACUUCAAAUCAUUGGGUCUCUUCAUUCUUUGGCAUCACUAUUUAGUGAUAGCUUUCACAGUCUCGAACAUCACGUUCUCCUCUUCAUCAUUCCUUCUGAUGGCUGCAACGAUCGAGAGAUAUCUUCAAAGUACAGGCAAUUCAAAAGACGAAGAGAAUCCCGAAGAACUAGAUAACCCUGUAUCAACAGCUGUUUUCUACUUUUUGUCAAAUCAUCGAUCGCUGGUUGUGAUCAUGUGUUUUGUUUUGGGCGCCGUUUUCCGUGGCACUGUUAUCUUUGAGAUAGUGAUAGUUUAUCAACCGGAUUGCACCGGUUUUGAAACCUAUUAUGUGACUGUCUCACAGCUCACCGAAGAUCCUCUCUUUGAUAUGUUAUGGAAAUUCUGGGUCCGCAAGAUUUUCUCCGUUUUUCUUCCAUUCGUUGUUCUCGCCUAUUUCAACGCGGCAAUCGUGAUGAAUGUGAGGAAAACGGAUCGGGAUCAGACUGUGAAAACGCUUAUUCUUUAUGUGACUGUGGGAAGCAAAGGUGAAGUGACCCGGCUGCGUUCUCGUCUCCGAACAGUCACUCGAAUGCUUGUAAUGGUCGUUUGCACGUAUCUUUUCUCGAAUAUUCUUGAUGUCAUUAUCGCUUUUUGGGAGAACAUUGAUCCAGUGACUCUGACAGCUCAUAAAGAAUUCUACACAGUCACCUCGGAUAUUUCAUCAUUUUUACCGAUUCUCGCAUGUGCUCUAAGAUUGCCAAUUUACACGGUGAACGAUCGAGAAAUUCGGAUGGAGGUUGUCACAACGGUGCACGUGAUUUGUCGUCGAAUUUUUGGGAUUCUUCCAUGUUGUUCACCGAUGUGUAAAAGAGGGAAAUGGGCAACAAGAGGAGGAGAAAUUGACACAACAUAUUAUAUGCCGAAGAAAAUAUCGAUGAGAGAUGCGACAAGGGGUCGUGGAAUGUCCGGUCUGAUCAUGGCUCGAGCUCAACUCGUCUCUCGAAAAGACAGCUUUGAUAGUACUGGAUCUGUUUGUAUCGUU